Annulohypoxylon maeteangense is the source of this 993-nucleotide messenger RNA. RefSeq lists its product as uncharacterized. Gene Ontology annotation, biological process: vesicle-mediated transport. NCBI's taxonomy places the organism in Eukaryota, Fungi, Ascomycota, Sordariomycetes, Xylariales, Hypoxylaceae. The record is from RefSeq and is a predicted model, not a curated record. Bases 39 to 980 code for a protein of 313 amino acids. The transcript is spliced from 3 exons. Gene Ontology annotation, molecular function: protein-macromolecule adaptor activity.
AUUAAAUUUAUAUCACGUCACGUCACAUCGUAAGCGAUAUGGAUAUUUCGAAUCCUCGUCGGAUAUUAGCCGUGUCAUUGGCAGAUUCGACACAACAUCUUACUAGGGUGAUUAAAGAUCUCACCGGGACUCAUCCAGAGCAAACGUCAACAACCUUAGCUGGUUCAUCACACAACCUUCCCUUAAAAACAGCAUACUACACAGCAGAGGUCCCUAUAUGGUUAGACCUCAUCUCAUCACCAUCAGAAUGGGCCGACUCGUUUCUAUCACCCGAAGCCAAGGAGGUACUCGAAGUGCUAGGUGGCCUCGUCAUAGUCUUUGCUCUCCCUAUUGAGUCACAGUCAGAUGAAGGCAAGGCCGCACGCGAACUCAUCCAAAGCGUCGGCAAGGUUGUCAAGGAGGGACUUGGCGGCUGGUCCUGGGACGGAGUAAGCCUAUGUCUAGGUGUGGGAGAAAUCGACGAUGUCAACGAAUGGGAGGACUGCUGUGCAGAUUUGGGGCUAGAGUUCGUUCAGGUAAGGAGUAAGACUAUAAAAGAACGCAACGAAUUCGGUGAGAAAACUGGAAUCCCACGGGCACUGGAAGCACUGGAAUCAAACGACUGGUCACAGGUGUCAGAAGAUCUCGAGUCGGAUUUAAAAGAAUUCGAAAACGAACUACGUAUCGAGAAAGACGUCAAAGAUAAUGGCAAGGACAAGGAUGGUCCUGAUCUCGAUCCAGAAAGCCUCGACUUCGGUUUUGACCGCGAAGACUUCGAAGAGUUGAGACAAGCGAUAUGGAAUUCCGGGCAGGACAACGAUGAGCCAAGCGCGGGAAAUAACCCUGAUGGAGGGGAGGAUCUAAAUGAUAAUGAGAUCCGAAAGAUGGAGCUCAUGAUGAUGAAGCUUCAGGCAGUGCGUGACACGAGUGCUGGUUUACCGGAAGAGCAACGGAAGAAGGUAGCUGCAAAAGCGGUGGCUGAGGUGAUGAAAGAACUUUGAACGGCACCAGGUC